CUUAAUGGUUAAUGCAAUAUAUGUAGGGAGCAACAGGAUUAUCUGAAAUAAUAUCUAUUUUACAUAAUAGUAUUUGAAUGUUCGAGUUUCAAAUUUCAGCGCCUGACUAUGUCUCGAUAUUCGUGCGAUACUGCGCGAUCAAUCGAUUACUUGGGAAGGCACAUAACCUCACAAAUCAGACAUAAUAACAAUAAUAAUAAAAGCGACGCGGCGAAUUUUUGUUAUCAAAUAGUACGUAUUCGUGGACUCCGAUUGUUUGGGCUUUGGCAUGGAAUGUUAGUACGUCAAUCGCAAUCGUAAACUAUUGGUUUAAAACAUGGGAGACAUCCGGGCUGGUCUCGAGGAACUUAAAUUGGACAUCGCGCUUUUCGCCAAUGUUAAAUACUACGUCAGUGGUGAAGGAGAUCCCAAGAUCUUCUGUUGCAGAUCCUAAGCUUAUUGCAAGAAGGUGGUGCGGAGAGAUCCAACUAUUUUUCUGAUUUUGUGACUCAUUUAAUUGCUGGGCAUGAAGCAUUGGAAAAUGAUAUUUCAGCAGCAAAAGACUUGUAUGAAAUACCAGCUGUUACACAGGACUGGAUCUUAUAUUCCGUCAAGUGCAGAAAACUUCUUCCAACACAGUAUUUCUCACCAGAGGAGAACCAAUUAUUUACAAAUGUACGUGCAUGUAUAUCCCAAGUAAAUCGUGCGGACAGCAAAGCAUUAUGGGCAAUGAUUAGCAUGCAAGGAGGCAAGUGCCAGCUGCGGCUGGACCGUUACUGCACACAUUUGAUAACUGGUAAAGCUAAUGGUGCAAAAUAUGAAGCUGCCACCAGACAUCAUAUACAGAUAGUAACACCUGACUGGGUGUCAGAGUGCUGCAGAAAAGGCACGCUUAUUAGUGAGGUUGAGUAUCAUCCUCGAUUGUUAGUGUAUCCAUCACCAAAUAGUUCUACUGCAUUGAUCACUGGAUUUAUGGAUGAAGAUGGUGAUAAUAAUGCUGCUCAAGAAGAACAAGAAAGGACCAAAGCAAUGCUUGAGCAGCUUAAACAGAGAAUGCCAUGGAAUCAACCCAUUUCAACAGCUACGACAACACAGAGUCAUAAUGUUAAUGCUCUUUCCACCAAUGUUGUUCCACCAUCUAGUGCACACAACAUUUCUAACGUGCAACAACAAUUUCCACGAUCAGUUGUACCAACGAGCUUGCCUGGUCAUGCUCCAACCGCUUUACCGUCGUCUCCAGGGCAAAACCUGAUGAAUCAGGGUACUUGGCAUCACCAAACUUCCCAAGCAAACAAUAUCCCACAAAUGAAGCAGGCAAUGCAAUCGCAACUGCAGCAAAAGGAAUUACCAUCCCAGCAAAUGAAUUUGCAGCAACAACAGCAUUUGAUGCAUCAACAACAGCAACAAUUAAAUCAGCAGCAAAAUAUGGCACAGCAACAGUUAUUAAAUCAGCAACAAGCUCAACAAAUUUCACCACAGCAGCAACCGGUAAAUCAGCAACAACAGCCGGUUGGGCAACAAGCUUUAAUUUCACAACAGCAGCAGCAGUCGCAACAAAUGAAUCCGCAAAUACAGCAGCAUCAAAUGGGAAAUCAACAACAAUUACUGACACCCCAACAAAAACAACAGCAGCUGAAUCAACAUCAGUUAAUGACACAGCAACAACAGCAGCAGCAGCAACUUCCUCCACAACAGCAAAUGGGUCCACAACCGUCACAUAUGGGACCACAACAGCAGCAGCAACAACAGUUACCUCCACAACAACAGCAACAACAACAGUUACCUCCACAACAACAACAGUUACCUCCACAACAGCAACUACAAUUGACUCCGCAACAACAGUUAGUUCUUCAACAGCAACAGCAACUUGGUCCGCAGCAUCAGUUGGGACAACAGCAACAACAAACGUCGCCACAACAACAACAACCGCAGCAGCAACAACUUACGCAAGAACAACGGCAGCAACUUCUUCUUCUUCAGCAACAACAGCAACAGCAAAAAAUUCAGCAGAUUUCCCAACAACUUCAGCAAUCUGUGCCUCAAGGCUCUCAACAAUUUGUUAUUCGGGAUGGUCAACUCCAACAGCAAUCUCCGAAUCAACAGUUACUCGCGCAAAAUCAACAAGGGUUUAUCGUCCAGCGAGAUUCACAAUGGCAACAACAACAACAACAAUAUCAUUUACAACUGCAGCGACAGCAGCAGCAACAGCAAAUUGGCCAAACAAGACCUGGCGGCCAAUGGGCCCAGCAACCACCACAACCGCCCAGACAGUUAAUUCAAUUAGAUGCCCAAACCCAUCAACAGCUGCAGCAAAUGGAUCCACAGCAACGAGCACAAUUUAUUCAAAAGAUACAAAAACAAAGAAAUCUAAUGUUGCAACGUCAGAUGCAAAAUCGUCAAGCUCAACAAGGACCUCAUAUCGCUGUGAUUAGAAGUCCUGGAAAACCCGGUCAACCAGGUGGACUCCAGUGGGUUCAGCAAACAAGGCCCCAAAUGAUGGGUCCUCAGGUAGCCCCAACUCCUGGACAAAAACCCAUGCAUCCUGGCGUACAGCCACCAGCUCUCACUCCUAUAAAUUCUUCCAAUCAAGUGAUCGUUCAGACGGGUCAGGCAGUACCAGGACCACAAACUUCUCAGCCGGGACAGGCCUUUCAACAGGGACAACCUUUGACACAACAACAGCUUGCUCAGUUACAUAUGCAAAAGCAACAGCAAAUGGCACGAUUACAGCAAUUACAGCAUUUACAGCAGCAACAACAACAGCAACAGCAGCAGCAACAACAACAACAACAACAGGGUGCAUCUUCAGAACCACCCUUAACACCAUUAUCCGGUAAUUCCCAAAUCCCUCCAGAUCAGCAACUAGUUGUUAAUGCAAAGACCAAGACGGCACUUGCGAAUAUGUUAACCAAUCGCCUGCAAGGUGGCACAGCUGAAGGUAGUGCUGCUGGACAAUUGAGAUUGAUGACAGCUCAACACAGACCACCACCACCGCCUUCACAGGACCCGCAUCUCCUCGCUGCGUAUCAACGACGAACCUUGAAUAACAUAACAAAUGGCGCACCUCAAGGAGCUCCAAUAAAAAUGCAAUAUCCACCAACAAUGCCACAGCCCAGAGCUCAAUUUUAUGGACACAACCCUAACUUGAAACUGCCACCGGAUCUCUUUUUAUUGGGCUGUAUUUUUGUAAUUGUCGAAUAUGACGUACAGGAUGCCGAAGAGGUAGUCGUCUGGAAACAAGUUAUCGAAAGACACGGAGGGGAAGUAGAACCACAAUAUUGUGCCAGAGUAACGCAUGUUCUGGCAGUAACGCAAAAGCAUUCCAUAGUAGUGCAGGCAUUGCGUGAGGGUAAACGUUGCGUGAGUGCUCAUUGGCUUUCUGAUGUUGUGAGUAAACAACAAGUUGUACCACCCUGGCAUGCACUUCAUUUUCCAACGCCUUUUGGUUUGAACGAGUUGCCUUGCUCGAAGCAAAUUAUAUCACUGUCUGGCUUUGACGGGGAGGAAAGAUUAAAAGUCAAAUUUAUGCUCGAGGCUCUGGGAGCUAAACUUACAAAUUACUUUUCUCGACAUAAUACACUACUUGUGUGUAGACGACCGGACGGACAGAAGUAUAAAAAGGCAAGAGAGUGGCAAACGGGUGUUGUUAAUGCACAAUGGUUAACGGAUUUACUUUGUGGACAAAUGACUGCAUUGCAUCAACCAGAGGCACCAAAGUAUCAACAGUUUAGUCUGGGAAAUCCAUUCAGACUCGAUUAUUCUCUAGUGCCUCAUCUUAUGGCGGCGUGGAAGAUGCCAAUAAACAUAACACAAGAAUCAUAUGAUAAAGUUAAACAAGUGGGUCAAGGACCGAAUGCAAUGAGAAAAUAUAAAAAGCCUAGAUUGGAUCCACCAUUGUUGAACAAGGAUCUGCAUCUUUUGGGAUUGGAAGAAUCUAUAGUUGUUAGCAAUCCAGAUCCUCCUCCGCUAGAUAAGCAGCCUAGAAUACUUUUUUCCGGAAUUAAUCCUAGAAAGCAUGCCAAGAGGAUCAGAGAACUCGGAGGUGCUUUGGCCGCCAGUUGGCGUGACGCUACACAUCUCGUUAUGUCUGCGCCAGUUCGAACAGUCAAACUGUUAUGUUGUCUGUCGCGUUGUAAAUAUAUUGUGACACUACAAUGGCUGCUUGAUUGUUCCACCAGGAACACAUUCCUCGAUGAGGCAUCGUAUAUGUUGGGUGAUCCAGAAUUCGAGAAGAAUUUCAAUUGCAAUAUCGAAAAGGCAUUGGCGAGUCCUAAUCGUGGGACAGUACUUAAGGGCAGAACAUUCUACGUGACACCAAGUGUUAUUCCAUCUCCUUCUGCCAUUGCUGAUAUAAUUGAAAGUGCAGGUGGAAUAAUGGAAAAGACACGGAGAUCAUUGACUCAAAUUCAGGAAAUGAACAGUACCAAACUCAACUACGUCAUUGUCACGCAUGAAAAGGAUCUGCACCUGCUUGCUGAUGUUUUGCGUGCUAAAAUAAGUGUGUUCAGUGCUGAAAUUGUACUUGGUGCUGUAGCACGACAAUGUUUUCAACCUGACAUGAGUCAAAUAUGAUUGCGUUAAACGCAAUCACUUUUACUCGCUUACAACCAUCUAACAAACUUACAGAAACUUCGGUGAGUUAUUUUACGGAUUAGAACAUUUUUACCUACCUUUCUUCAACGGGACAAUAAAGAACAUAAUUUUAUGGUA
This is a messenger RNA of Cephus cinctus (wheat stem sawfly), 4689 nucleotides long. It is a transcript of the gene Ptip, whose product is annotated as PAX-interacting protein 1. Bases 709 to 4551 code for a protein of 1280 amino acids. NCBI's taxonomy places the organism in Eukaryota, Metazoa, Arthropoda, Insecta, Hymenoptera, Cephidae. The transcript is spliced from 9 exons. The record is from RefSeq and is a predicted model, not a curated record. Gene Ontology annotation, cellular component: MLL3/4 complex.